ACAACCCAAAAACAACUCAACACCACAUGUGAAUAAAGCUAUUAAGCAAUCAUCAAAUAAAUCAUUUUGUCCUGCAACAAUCAAAUGCACAUCUACUGCUUAUCUCUUCAAGCAACUAUCGUAAGCAUUAUUGCAAUCUCAUUUCCUUCUUAAUCUCUCUCUCUCUCUUUCUCACGACUAUGCAAACAUUGUUCACAACUCUGUGUCUCCUUAUCUUUUCAACAUGUCUGAUCCCACCAAGUUCUGCUCUCGCUAACUCAUGUCGAUCAUACUGUGGAAACAUAACCAUAGAUUACCCAUUCGGGCUCCAAUACGGGUGCGGGCACCCGGGAUUUCGGGACCUUCUUUUCUGCAUGAACGACAUUCUCAUGUUUCACGUAAGCUCAGGGUCGUACAGAGUUCUGGAAAUAGACUACGCGUACCAGUCUCUCACUCUUCACGAGCCUCACAUGUCAACUUGUGACACAAUUGUGCUCGGCCGCACCGGCAACGGCUUCUCGGUGGAGCCGUGGCGGGAGGCCUACAUGAAUCCGAUCUCCGACAACGUCUUCAUGCUCAUAGGUUGUUCAGCUGAGUCACCUCUGUUCCAAGGUUUCCCAGAGAAGCACUUGCCAUGUCGGAACGUUUCGGGAAUGGGCUGUGAGGAGUACUACGGGUGCCCGGCAUGGGAUCGGGUGGGACACAAACGGCUCGGGUCUACACACUUUGGGUCAGGCCCACCAGCAUGUUGUGCCAUACCAUUCGGGGCGAUUAAGGCUAUUAAUCUGACCAGGCUUCAGUGUGAAGGGUAUAGCAGUGCUUACAAUCUUGCACCGUUGAGACUAGACGGGCCGGGCGGGUGGUCGUAUGGGAUCCGAGUGAAGUAUUCGGUGCAAGGAAACGACGAUGACUUUUGCGGAGCGUGUGAGGCCACAGGUGGCACGUGCGGGUAUGGUUCAGAUGGAAUUAGGCAAGCUUGUAUGUGUGGGAACUCCAAUUCAACCUCCAACUGUGAUUCAGGAAAAGCAUCUACAGUGACAAGGCCUAUGAUGUCAAAAAUGGUUGGAGGAUUAUUGACGUAUACACUAGUGUGGCUGACAAGCAAACAGAUUUGAAUAGUGUCUACCAAGUACCAACAAAACCUGACUCAUGAAUCCCAUAUUGUAAAUGUCAUAUUUUUUGUGUCAGUCCUAUAUUCAUGGUAUUUGACUCAGAUUGAGUUUUGACGGGUGUUUCUGUACUUCCUAUUCCCAUUGAUGGACUUAAAAUGCCGUGCAUGAUAUUUGUCCGCAGAAUCUAAUUUGAGAUCAUUUUCCCAUUCGAAAACUUGUUGUGUUCAGAGUAAUCGAUCCAGGAUUAUUACUUGAACAAGCCAUGACACGAAUGGCACUCGUG
This is a messenger RNA of Neltuma alba, 1374 nucleotides long. RefSeq lists its product as uncharacterized. NCBI's taxonomy places the organism in Eukaryota, Viridiplantae, Streptophyta, Magnoliopsida, Fabales, Fabaceae. The transcript is spliced from 3 exons. Gene Ontology annotation, molecular function: polysaccharide binding. Bases 180 to 1094 code for a protein of 304 amino acids. The record is from RefSeq and is a predicted model, not a curated record.